Messenger RNA from Teleopsis dalmanni, 1947 nucleotides. RefSeq names its product neprilysin-3-like. Gene Ontology annotation, biological process: protein processing. NCBI's taxonomy places the organism in Eukaryota, Metazoa, Arthropoda, Insecta, Diptera, Diopsidae. The transcript has 7 exons. Gene Ontology annotation, cellular component: plasma membrane. The coding region runs from base 1 to 1947 and encodes 648 amino acids. Gene Ontology annotation, molecular function: metalloendopeptidase activity. The record is from RefSeq and is a predicted model, not a curated record.
AUGGGCAAUCGAAGCAUUCUCACCACCAUUUCGGGUCAAAUUACCGCGUCACAACGCAGCGGAAAUGACAUCAACAACGUCACCAGCAAACAGUACAAUCCACAUCUGAUUGGAGUCCAAUCCAAAUUCAGACGAAAGUAUUAUCACAAAGCACUUUUAGGUCUACUAAUAUUUACUAUAAUCAUACUGAUAAUAACAAUAAUAAUUAUAAGCUUAAAACAUAAGAGAUCUGCAACGAUUUGUCGCACAAAUGAGUGCAUACGCACAGCUGCAAAUCUAUUAUACUCUAUGGACGAACAGACUGAUCCCUGUGAGGACUUUUAUACAUUCACUUGCGGCCGUUGGGCCAACGAACAUCCCCGCCCUGACUCUAUCACAUCGAAUGACUGGUUUCGAGAGAGUCAAGCCAAAAUUAUGCGAAAGGUCCGCAGUUUCUUGCAGGCGAACGUGAGCGAUGCCGAACCAUCGGCAGUUGCUAAAAUUAAGGUUAUGUAUAAAGCCUGCAUAAAUACAGAGUUACUGGAUGACCGAGAGCUGGAACCACUUGUGGAGUAUUUAAGAGAAUUUGAAUUGCCACUUUUACCAAGUGGUUUCAAUAUGACACUGUCUAAGGAGGCUGAAAAGAAAUUUGGUGAUAUUGAGAAGUUUAACUGGUUACGCGCCUUGGUGAAUAUAAAAAAGUUUACUGGUAUGGAUCUGAUUAUAGGUUUCGAUAUAUUUGCUGAUCCACUUAAUAACACAAUCAAACGCAUAGCAUUUGGUACACCGGAGUCUGAAUCCUCAUUACCUUUUAAUAAUGAUGAUAUGCAUAAACUAUUGCAUAAAGUAAAACGAAAAAAGAUAUUCAAUCAAGAUGAUGAUGAUGAUAUGGAAAGUCGUGAAGAGGAGGAAGAAGAAUCUGCUAAGCACACUUCUGCUGGUCUCACGGCUUAUGUGACGUAUGUGAAACAUAUACUAGAAGCAUAUAUUUUGUACUUAAACCCUGACACAAAGUCAGAAGAAAUUGAAGACACAAUAGGUGAUAUGGCUUUGAAAGCAGUCAAAGUGGCAAGAAGAAUAUUUAGGUUAAAAGAGGAUGCAGAAAAUGCCACAAAACCAAUGAAAAAUCCUGCCGAAGAUAUUGUGUAUAUAUCUGUGAUUGAUUUACAAAAUCAAACCGACAAACUAAUAGCACCCAAGACUAUACCCAUUUGGGAAGAAUACUUACAACUCAUUAUGAAUAAUACUAAUCACACAAAACCAUUUAAUAGUAAAGACAUCAAAAUUAUAACAAGUCAAGCAGAUAUAAUUUAUCUACAAACUAUAACGGAGUAUUUAUUUGAUGUAGCACCAGAAGAUAUCGAAUUCUAUAUAUGGCUCAGCGUAGUAGAAGAAUUAAUAUUACACACUACAAGUGACAUGCGAUUGCUUCAUACCGAGUAUAUGCGUGUUAUGAUCGGUACCGAAGGAAGUUCACCUCGUUCCAUUUAUUGUGCACAUGCUGUAAAUAGUUUAAUGGGCAUGGCUGUUAGUUACUCACUGGCAGAUAAAAAUUUUACAUUGCGGAAAUUACCAAAAGUUGAGAAUAUGUUAAAAGAUAUACGCCUUGCAUUUGAAAAGUUAGUGCGCUCCACAAAUUGGAUGGACGCUGAAACAAAACGACAAACUCUACAGAAAUCAGCAGAGAUGAAAAGUUUUAUAGGAUUUCCCGAUUGGUUAACUAAUGCUACUGAACUAAAUGAAUAUUAUGAGGGAGUGUAUGUUAAUGAAACUAAACAUUUGGAAAACAUGAUUGGAGUGCUACGUUGGCAGAUGCAAACACGUUUAGAUGGUUUCUAUGAACCUGAAGUAUUUGGUUGGGCUACGUCUCCAUCAAAUGUGAAUGCAUUUCAUACAUUUCAAUCGAAUGCUAUAACCAUUCCUAUUGCAAUAUUGCAGUAUCCUUUUUAUGAUUUGGGAUUGGAGUGA